Messenger RNA from Sorex fumeus (smoky shrew), 1434 nucleotides. It is a transcript of the gene QRFPR, whose product is annotated as pyroglutamylated RFamide peptide receptor. Bases 29 to 1327 code for a protein of 432 amino acids. Gene Ontology annotation, cellular component: membrane. Gene Ontology annotation, molecular function: neuropeptide Y receptor activity. The record is from RefSeq and is a predicted model, not a curated record. NCBI's taxonomy places the organism in Eukaryota, Metazoa, Chordata, Mammalia, Eulipotyphla, Soricidae. Gene Ontology annotation, biological process: G protein-coupled receptor signaling pathway. The transcript is spliced from 6 exons.
UGUGCGCUCAGCGCUCGGGGCGCGCGGCAUGCAGGCGCUCAACAUCACCCCCGAGCAGUUCUCCGGGCUGCUGCGGGACCACAACCUGACGCGGGAGCAGUUCAUCGCCCGCUACCGCCUGCGCCCGCUCGUCUACACCCCGGAGCUGCCCGCGCGCGCCAAGGUGGCCUUGGCGCUCACGGGCGGGCUCAUCUUCGCGCUGGCGCUCUUUGGCAACGCGCUGGUGCUCUCGGUGGUGACCCGGAGCAAGGCCAUGCGCACCGUCACCAACAUCUUCAUCUGCUCGCUGGCCCUCAGCGACCUGCUCAUCGCCUUUUUCUGCAUCCCCGUCACCAUGCUGCAGAACAUCUCCGACCACUGGCUGGGGGGCGCCUUCAUCUGCAAGAUGGUGCCCUUUGUCCAGUGCACGGCCGUCGUGACAGAGAUCCUCACGCUGACCUGCAUCGCUGUAGAAAGGCAUCAGGGGCUGGUGCACCCGUUCAAGAUGAAGUGGCAGUACACCCAGCGCAGGGCCUUCAGCAUGCUUGGUGUGGUCUGGCUGGUGGCAGUCAUCGUGGGCUCGCCCAUGUGGCACGUGCAGCGCCUGGAGAUUAAGUAUGACUUCUUAUAUGAGAAAGAACAUGUCUGCUGCUUGGAGGAGUGGGCCAGCCCCACGCACCAGAAAAUCUACACGACCUUCAUCCUUGUCAUCCUCUUCCUCCUGCCUCUGAUGCUGAUGCUUAUUCUGUACAGUAAAAUUGGUUAUGAACUGUGGAUUAAGAAAAGAGUGGGUGAUGGCUCGGUGCUUCGAACAAUUCAUGGGAAGGAGAUGUCAAAAAUCGCCAGGAAGAAGAAGCGGGCUGUCAUUAUGAUGGUGACCGUGGUGGCUCUCUUUGCUGUGUGCUGGGCACCUUUUCACGCCGUCCACAUGAUGGUUGAAUACAGUAAUUUUGAAGAGGAAUAUGACGAUGUCACCAUCAAGAUGAUUUUUGCUAUAGUGCAAAUCAUCGGAUUUUCCAAUUCCAUCUGUAAUCCUAUUGUUUAUGCAUUUAUGAAUGAAAAUUUCAAGAAGAAUUUUUUAUCUGCCGUUUGUUACUGCUUGAUGAAAGAAACCUUCUCUCCAGUUCGUAGGCGUGGGAAUUCAGGAAUGACUCUGAUGCAAAAGAGAGCAGCAUUUUCCAAGCGAGAAAAUCAUGUAGAAGAGACCAAAGGAGAAGCGUUCAGUGAUGGCACAAUUGAAGUAAAGUUGUGUGAAAAAUCAGCAGAGAAAAAACGUCUCAAGCGACAUCUUACUCUGUUUAGUUCAGAACAGUCUGAGCAUUCUGCUUUAGGCAGCAGUGUGCAUUAGAUAUACCACUAUUUUCAUUAUUCAUGUCAUUCAUGUCUUAACUUGGAGAGAAAAUUAUUUUGUGCAAAGAACAAGUUUUUUUUAAAAAAAAUUCUUAGCAUGGUGAA